UAUAUGCAUUUUGUAUAAGAAAACUAAGAAACCACGAAUUGGCCAAUCCAUCAACAAUUACAGGAUCUCACACUCCCUCUCGGAAGUCGGACCUCCUCCUAAUACGGCGUCGUCGGGAGUACCGUCCGCUCAGUAGAAGUAGAUGGGGCUGUUGAGGAGGAUAGCGGGGUUUCUAGGGUUUGCCAAGGACGACGGGCCCGAAGUGAAAGACAACGAGGAGGAAGACGAAGACGAUGAUCAAGCGCACAAUCGGGCCCACUUUCAAGAAACAGGGCUUCCCCGCAAAGGCUUCAGCGUUCCCCGCCAAGUCGUCGUUGAUCGGAACCUGCCCGGUCCCGUCAUCGUUCCUUGCCGCUCCGGCGACGGCGGUGUCCAGGGUCUAAAAUGGCAUGCAAAGAGACUCAGGAUAGACGAAGAUGGAGAUGUAGCAGACGAGUUUCUUGAUGAGGUCUUCCCAGGGAUGUCAAUCAGUACAGAAAAUAAUAGGGCAUUACCAAGGUUUGAAGUGAAACACAAUACCAAGCCAGCUAAAGUGAAGAGUCAGGCCUUGCAUGAUGGGAAAAUCAGACAGUGCGUGGAAUACCGGGGUAGAUCGCAGUGGAGAUGAAGACUUCUAUAACAGAUUAUCAAGUCCAGGGAGUUUUUAAUAUAAUUUUAGUGGUCUUUUAACUUUUGAGUGAAUUUGUCAUCCGUGUUCUGGUGCCGAUUAGAAAUAUGGAGGACUACGUCCCAUUAUAUUAAUACCUAAGGUUUAAGGUUUGAAAACUGGUUGGUUCCGUAAGGUUUGGGUUGUACUGAUGGUUGGCAACAGAGCAUCUUGGACCUGUGUUCAUGGACUUGCACGUAGGAGUUGAGUGUAAACAUUUCGUAUAAUUCAGUAAUAUACACUAGUAGUGGUAAUGCUAAA
Molecule: messenger RNA, 907 nt
Organism: Pyrus x bretschneideri (Chinese white pear)
Lineage: Eukaryota; Viridiplantae; Streptophyta; Magnoliopsida; Rosales; Rosaceae
Exons: 2
Coding region: 143-607 (154 amino acids)
Source: RefSeq, a predicted model, not a curated record